Mytilus trossulus (common blue mussel) is the source of this 1682-nucleotide messenger RNA. Its product is annotated as mitogen-activated protein kinase kinase kinase 3-like. Bases 186 to 1232 code for a protein of 348 amino acids. The record is from RefSeq and is a predicted model, not a curated record. The transcript is spliced from 7 exons. Gene Ontology annotation, molecular function: protein kinase activity; ATP binding. Gene Ontology annotation, biological process: protein phosphorylation. NCBI's taxonomy places the organism in Eukaryota, Metazoa, Mollusca, Bivalvia, Mytilida, Mytilidae.
GGACUAGAUGGAGGAAGUUUUAUUCAGGUGAAAACUUAUUACAGGAAAUCUGUUCAACAUAAAAUUGAGAACACCAAUUUUUAUCGAUCAAGCAGUACAUAGAAGUAAAUUGCGAACACGUGGACAUUGAUAUUGAUAUAAAUUAGUUACUGCAGGAUUUCGAAAAGAUACAUGUCAAAACAAAUAUGCAGUUACAAAAUCCGUUUAUAUAUGUACCUUUGUGCCAACCACAACAAUUACCACCUGUACCUAUUAAUCCUUUUCUACAACCUAUGUUCAAUUUCCAAGUACCUCUUUUCCGAAGGAUAAAUGCUACAGAUGAACUAUCCCCGUAUGGUUACAUAUUUGUCAGACUUCUUGGACAGGGAUCAUUUGGCAAAGUAUAUUUAGCAAAGCAUUUGAGUUCUCAAGGGUUUUGUGCAGUUAAAUGUGCAUCGCAAACACUCUGGAACCCACAGUCACAAGUGAAUGUAACAGCAUUGACAAAUGAAUACACCAUUCUUAGACAGAUGUGGCAUAAUAAUAUUGUCAGUUGUUUAGGUAUAAUUACUUAUGAUUCUUCGACGUGGUAUCUGUUCUUGGAAUAUAUGGACAUGGGAUCCAUUAAAAGUAUAUACAAACAGUCUGGACCUAUGGCUGAGAUUUGUGUGAGUUAUAUAACACAUGAGGUUUUAAACGGGGUUCUUUUUCUUCAUGCAAAAUUAAUUGCCCAUAGAGAUAUUAAAGCCGACAACAUACUUCUAAACUCAGCUGGUAUGAUAAAGAUAGCCGAUUUUGGCAUUACCAAAUAUAUAUAUCCUGUACAUGCAGAGGGAGUUGGAUUGCAAACAAAAAUGACAGGCACAAGAUCUCACAUGGCACCAGAAAUUAUGUCUGCAGACUGGCAAACGCUGUACGACGUUCGGGUUGACAUAUGGAGCUUGGGAUGUACUAUCAUAGAAAUGUUAACAGCAACUUCUCCUCAAUCUGAGAGUUAUUUUAGUUCCAUUGUUUGCGGAAAUGUUGGUGCCAUUGAUACCUAUAAACCAGCAAACUGUUCAUAUGAAUGCUGGCUUUUUAUAAAGAGUACACUCAACCCAAACCAUUUUUUUCGCCGAGAUGCUGCAUUAUCGUUAUGUGAUCCAUGGAUCACGAUGAUGAUGGCGAUGAAUGAGAGGGCGAUGAUGGUUCAGAGGGCAAUGAUGAUGAACAAUCCGAUGAUGAAUAACAAUGCGAUGAUGUUGAUGAGAUGAAGUUGUCAACAACCCUACUCUUUUUCAUCUAGAUACUAAAUUAAAUGAGGGUAGACUGUACUGUCAUGGAAAUGGAAAUCGCAACGUCUCUUUGACAGUAGUAAUUAUUUAAAUUCCAUCGUCUGGGUAGGGUGAUAUUGCUUUUGUUCCAUUUAUUCACGAGAACGAUAUGGAUGUAGUGGAAUUGUGUAGAUUUCACACGAAACUACAAAGAAUACAUGUAAUUAAAUGUUUGUGUAUGUUUAUAUGUGAGAAUUUCGGUUAUAUCAUAUGAAUAUUUUGAAUUUAUCAAAAACAUGUUUAACGUGUAUAUGAUAAAAUAAUUAGGGGUGCAUGUGAACGUCUUUUUUGUUAGUCAUCUAAAACCAUAUUAAUGUUAAAGACUCCAUAUCAAUUCAUUUUACAGUGUUAAAAAACAAACAUUGCAUUUUUUCUUGUAUUUUCAUAUUA